UAUCAGUGUGCUCUCGGCAGGCGACGUGCAAGUAUCGUGUGUGAGACGUGCUGCUGUGUUUGAUUGUUUUGAGGCAUUGUUGUGAAGAUAAUGGAGCCUUUCUACUCGUUGCUUGUUGUUAUGGGACUUAACUCUGCAGCUGCAGGGAAAGAGUCCGACAAUAUAGAUUUUAUCAGCAAAUUACCUGUGGAAAUAGCCCAAAUGAUCUUAAGGCAACUGGACUCCAAGUCGCUGCUGGCUGCAGCCUUGGUGAGCCGCCGCUGGCUGCAGCUGUGCCGCUCGGACGCCGUCCUCCGCGGGCGGGUCCGGCGCCAGCUGCGCAGGGAGCAGCGGGAGCGCUCGAACCCGCGCGCCGCACAGCGCACCGUGCUCAGGGACGUGCAGGCCGAGUUCCGGCUGCUCGCCCCUCGCAACGGCCAGCUCAAGGUGCAGGUGCCAGAGCAGCGAGGCCACCCGAUGCACGCAUCUCGCUUCUGGAACAGGACGAUGCCCCAGGCUCGCCUGCUGGCACAGGGCACCGCCGUCCCGCGGAAACUGCCCCAGCACCCCCCCAAAACCAGUGCCUCGUCUCCCGCCAACAAGCGCCGUCGCAUGAGGCUGUGAGCCACUCGACGGACGCAUCGCCAGUCUCUGGAACAGACUGGUGGUUUUGUUGCUGUAUUACCUUCGCCCGUGAAAGAAGUCACGUUUGAGAGAGAUUGCAACUCCUUCAACAGCAAGAUGUUUUGAUGUUUGUAAAUACAUGUCUUGUUUCAUGGAGUACUUGUACAAUCAAAUGAAUAAAUGAAUAUGAGAAAAAUACUUUGGCUUUCUAUCCCACAUUCCUACCAACUGCAUGCUGAUAUUAUUAAAUAAUUUAUCUGUUGUGAAUACUGAACAUUUUGAACUCAAUUUCAGUCUUUCCUGUCAUAAUUAGUAUUCUUGACACCUUCUUUCACUGAGAAAAUGUUAGGACAAUUAAUUUUGUAUUUUAGUGCCUUCUUGAUUGUAAGUCAAAUACUUGGC
Molecule: messenger RNA, 1005 nt
Organism: Bacillus rossius redtenbacheri
Lineage: Eukaryota; Metazoa; Arthropoda; Insecta; Phasmatodea; Bacillidae
Exons: 4
Coding region: 91-603 (170 amino acids)
Molecular function (GO): protein binding
Source: RefSeq, a predicted model, not a curated record